AUGACAAACAGUAACACAAUAUACAACCUCAGCUCCUAUAAACUAUCGCAAAGUCAGCUUAACAUUUUAAACAAAGGUCUAUCUUUCUCACCGAGUCAGCCAUUUAAUCUACAAGAUCAUCUCUCCUUUCUAAAUCAGUAUGAUGCGUUCAGCAACUCACUUAGAGAUUUAGCUCUCACAGAUAAUGACAGACCACAACAUACCCCAGAUUUAAGUCUCAACAGUGUAACCCAGCACUUAUAUAGAGAAAUGAAGUUCCUCAAAGGUUCAACACAACCACAUUACCCACCAUACUUUACUACUAAUAUCGCAUCAGUUGAAAAUUUCAUUGAGAGUACGAAAAUUGAAAUAGACAAACUCCUUAGUAAAAUUACAUCAAAGCAGAAAGAAAAUACAUCCAAACAAGAACUCAAAGCGAUAAAAUCGUUAAAAAAAUCAAACCUAGUUAUAAAACCGGCUGACAAGAACUUAGGCAUAGUAGUGAUGAAUAGCAAUGACUUUGUCGAGCAAUGCCUGAAGCAACUGACAUCAAACACAUACGUCAGAGUAGAAACCGUGCCAGAGGAAGAAAUAAAAAAGAAAAUACAAAACACUCUCGUCAAGUUUAAAAAUCAAUUUGGCGCCUCAAAUAACAGAUUAUAUCGCUUUUUACAACCAAACCAGAAAUAUCAAACUCCUAAUUUCUACGGACUUCCCAAAAUGCAUAAAGAACUAGAUGUGAAUGGGCUACCUCCACUCAGACCAAUAGUCGCACACAAUAAUUCUCUAUUGUCAAACACAGCAAAAUUUAUUGACCACAUCCUACAACCACUUGCACAAGCAUAUAAUGAUUACCUGAAAAACUCAACUCAACUGAUCUCAUAUCUAGAAACGUCAACAAUACCAAAUGACAUCAUACUAGUAACACUAGAUGUCAAGAGUCUCUACACAUCUAUCCCUCAAAGCGAAUGUCUAGAAUCAGUCAGAAAUGAAAUGUUCAAUCACCAAGAUCUCAUAAUUUUUGAUCCAGAUUUAAUAACACAUCUUCUCAGCAUUAAUCUAAAUAAUAACUAUUUCGAAUUUAGUAAAAAAGUUUUUCUUCAAGUCAUAGGAACAGCAAUGGGAGCAGCCUUCUCUCCGACAGUAGCCAACAUCUACAUGUCUGUCCUCAUUAAAAGGUUCCUAUCUUCAACCACUGAAAAGCCAUUCUUCUUUAAACGCUACAUUGAUGACAUCAUAAUGCUAUGGCCCAAACAUCAAGACCUUAAUAAUUUUUUUAAUAAACUAAACAAAUUCCACCCAAACAUCAAGUUCACCAUGUCGCAGUCAGAAACAACUAUCAAUUUUCUUGACAUAACCAUCUACAAGGGUGAAGAUUUCUCUGAAACAAAUAAACUCAGCAUUAAAACAUAUCAAAAAGAAAUUAAUCGAUACCAAUACCUUCACUUCAACUCAAACCACCCAAUACAUAUAUUUAAAGGCCUCAUUAUUGGCGAAACAAUAAGAUACGUUCGCACCAACUCUACUAUAAUUGAAUAUAAGAAACAAAUAAAAAGAUUCACUGAACGUCUCAUCAGCCGAGGAUACAAAAUUAACUUUAUUAACACAGCAAUAAGAAGUGUGAACUACAAAAAUAGGGCUAAAUACCUUCAAAACAACAACAACAACACCACAACAAAGCAACGCCUGCAACAACCCAUACUAAAAUGCACUCCACCACCAAACUUCAUCUGCAUAAAAAGAAUUAUUCUUGAACAAUUUCAUGAAUACAAUUUAUCACGAUACAGCAAAGAACCAUUAUUUGUAACAUUGAAAAGCAACACUUUGAAAGAUAUCGUCGUCCACAGCAAGCAUAGACCAUCAACAAAAGAUUUACGAAAAAUAACAGAAAAAACCAGCCCGAUACCACAACACAACCAACCAAAAAGAAUUGUCACUUUGAGAACAGCAGGACCAAACAAAUGCAACAAAAAACGCUGCAGUACCUGCAACCAUUUCAACUCGUCUGCAAUUUUUAAAAGCACAGCAAACAAAAGACAAUUCAAGAUAGAACAUCCCUUCACGUGCACUAGCAGCAAUGUCAUAUAUCUCAUCACAUGUCUCAAAUGCCAGAAACAAUACGUUGGGAAAACAUCAAAAACAUUACGUGAACGAAUUUGCCACCAUCGAUCAAGUAUUAACAACAACGAACCCAGAUACAUCAGUAAGCAUUUCAAUCUACCUGGACAUCAACUUUCACAUCUCAAAGUCCAAGUCAUUGACAGUCCAAAAUCGAACGACCCAGAAACACUUGACAGAUUAGAAACACACUGGAUUCAAUCUUUAAACACAAUACAACCUAAAGGUUUAAAUGUUUUAAGCAACCAACAGAUCUAA
Amphimedon queenslandica is the source of this 2355-nucleotide messenger RNA. RefSeq lists its product as uncharacterized. Gene Ontology annotation, molecular function: catalytic activity. The transcript has a single exon. The coding region runs from base 1 to 2355 and encodes 784 amino acids. The record is from RefSeq and is a predicted model, not a curated record. Lineage: Eukaryota; Metazoa; Porifera; Demospongiae; Haplosclerida; Niphatidae.